Sabethes cyaneus is the source of this 1359-nucleotide messenger RNA. Its product is annotated as putative gustatory receptor 28a. The transcript has 4 exons. The record is from RefSeq and is a predicted model, not a curated record. The coding region runs from base 1 to 1359 and encodes 452 amino acids. NCBI's taxonomy places the organism in Eukaryota, Metazoa, Arthropoda, Insecta, Diptera, Culicidae. Gene Ontology annotation, cellular component: axon; membrane; neuronal cell body. Gene Ontology annotation, biological process: sensory perception of taste.
AUGGCGAUUGGAUGGUGGAGAGAUUUUGUUAAUCCUGCUAGCUUCUAUGCAGCUCAAAGUCCUAUCCUGAGGAUAACAUUCAUUACCGGGAUGACCCCGUUCACGGUCAUGAAAGUCGGACGUAAAUAUGUACUACAGUGUACUGCAUUCGGUUACCUCAAUUCAAUCAUACAAACGGCAAUAAUAUGCAUUUGUUUUGCUGUUUCGCUCAUCAAUCAGGAAAGCAUUACUCGGUACUUCUUCAGUACUGAAAUCAGUGUUCUUGGAAAUUCUCUGCAGUUUUUCACCGGAUUGAGCGCAUUUGUGAUGACCUUUUUCUAUAGUGUGUUUCGGCGGGAUAGAUUGAUACGCGCUUUUCACUCUCUGGCAAAAACGGAUGAACAUUUCAAAGAGAUUGGCGUCGAAACAGAUUACCGCAGUACGCUCCUGUACAAUUGUUUCAUAAUGAUUUACCAAGUUAUCAUACAGAUCGUGUAUAUUGGAAUAUCGGUGGCUGUUUUAUUUGCUAGCAACAUUCAUCCUAGGUUCACUGCAUGGGUGGCCUUUUUCAUACCCUAUUUAAUGAUGGCAACGAUCAUCGUGCUUUUCCUUUGUCUCGUCAAUCAAACCAAGCAUCGAUUUUACCUGCUGAAUAAAGUGUUACGUUCUCUUCAAGAAAUCAGUUUGGAGAAAAAGCUUCCAGCCUACGAUGAAACACAGAAUCCUGCGAAGAAGAUACGGUUUCAAAAACCACUGAGAAUAUUAUCCUCUACAUUUUGGAAUACCAAUCGUUACAUGCCGGAAGUGAUCACCCGAGUGGCUAGCAUCCAGGACGAAUUGUGUGAUGCGUGUAACAGUGUUCAGGAGUACUUUAAAGUGCAAAUGUUAACCAUCGUUACGAUAACUUUUCUGAUCGUGGUAUUCAAUGUAUAUUACAUACUGGAAAUCAUUUUCACUAAACAUAUGUCAACCACACCCUGUACCCAGUUUCAGUUCAUUCUGUUCUUUGGUUUUCAAGCAAUGAUUCACGCCUUUGGAGUGCUAAAAAUUAUCUUCGUGAGCAGUUUGGCUGUUCAAGAGAACGACAAAAUUGCUGUUAAUGUGCACAAAUUAAUCAAUGUCAACAACUACGACGACGAAGCUGUUAAACAGUUGUCCAAUCUAUCUCUACAGUUGACUCAUCGGAAAGUAGCAUUUACAGCGUACGGAUUAUUCAACUUGGAUUUUACAUUGCUAUUCACGCUCACUGGUGCAGCUACAACGUACCUUGUAAUCCUUGUGCAGUUUACUAUCAACCAGAACGAACUCUGUGGACAAAAGUUAAUCAAUUCAACGAUUGUAUCACUAGUCAAAAACGGAUCAUUAUUACAAAAUGAUUGA